This is a messenger RNA of Prunus avium (sweet cherry), 1129 nucleotides long. The record is from RefSeq and is a predicted model, not a curated record. Lineage: Eukaryota; Viridiplantae; Streptophyta; Magnoliopsida; Rosales; Rosaceae.
UCAAUGGCGCGAAGCCAAAAUAUUAAGCACCCAAAUUUGUAAGCCAAAUUUUUGCACUGAUGAGUUGGUUUGCCAGUACUAGACUUAAAUAUAAUUUUUUUACUUAAACUUUCUCUCUACUACCUCCAAACCGACUCUCUCUCUCUCUCAUUGAGCAAAAAAGACCAUCUCUUCUCUCUCUUUUUUUCUUUUGUUUUUGGGUUUUGCUCUCUGUCACUCACUCACCCCUCCUCCCUCUUCCUCUCUUUUUUUUUUCCAUUGAAGAAGAAAUUGUUUUCUUCCUUAGAGUUGUUGGAGUUCGAGGAAUCAUGUGGUUGUGAUUUUUUUAUCUACUAGUUCAGAUUAACAGGGAGAUUAAAUUUGGGGGUUUUCUUUGCUCUUUUCAAAUGGGUCUGAUUUGGUUCUUCUUCUUUAAAGAGGGCCCCUAUUCUGAUUGGAGCAAGCUACUGGUUGAACUUUUAGGUUUGUCAGAUCAACUAGCAACACUUCAAGCCACGGAGAGAACACAUUCACAAACCUACAUUGGAUGCAUGAAGAAAGGACUAGUAAUCACUGACCCUAAAAUGAAAUGGUAUGAGAAAUCAAGACAUCUAAUUGGGAAUGAAUACUUUCGCAUGCUUAUGGUCCUAUAUAUGUUCUGUCUGCAGAGGUGGUCGCAUCAUUGGCAAUUGCUAGAAAUAACAGUCAGCCACAUGUUCUGUAUCUACUUUCUUUAUUGUGACAUGUAGGAACGUUAUUGGUUGAGUUCGAGAAUAAAAGCACUUAAAAGGUAGGCAAGGAUGAUCCUUCUUUUCUUGGAAUAGUCCAUACCCUCUGGCAUUGCAUUUCUUGAGUCAUUUGGUGAAGGACUUGGGGUUAAACCACAUCAGGUGCCUUGGAUUCAGACGAAGGCAGGGUCAUCCAAGAUAUUGCGAGGACACAACUACGUCACCUUGAGUCACAGUAUGCAUACUUUUGUAGUGUCAGAGAUAGAACAUUUGGCAUGGCAUAUUUUGAAUAGGUUGGGCAACAAAACUUUUUGAACUCUACUGAUGUAGGCAGACCUUUGUAUAUUUGGCUAUUGUAAUCAACAUUGGUACUUUAUAUUUUAUAAGGAUGGUGGUUGUAUAUCGAUAAAUCUUUGAGUAUU